Nerophis lumbriciformis (worm pipefish) is the source of this 1914-nucleotide messenger RNA. The record is from RefSeq and is a predicted model, not a curated record. Lineage: Eukaryota; Metazoa; Chordata; Actinopteri; Syngnathiformes; Syngnathidae.
AUGGACGGUUACCUGCUCAUGCUGACUCGUCCAACAAUCGUCGUUUAUUCGGUGAGCAUUGCCCAUUUACGCAUCGUUGAAAUGGCAGAAGCAUUCCCUGGUGACCCUGAAAAAAGGUAUGAGUUCGACGCGCCUUCGCACGUCGACUUCAAUCAAUUGGACAACGAGACAUGUGACAAUACAUGGUUCGAUCGACGGGCCAUUGUUGAUCAAGCACUCGAAACUCCCAAACGGCUAGCCACCGAGGGCCCAACGAGGAUCGUAAAAGAAGCGGCUCAGCAUGCCAUUGAUCCUCAACAGCCAGUCACUGUGGGUCCAAUAAGGGUUUUAAAAGAGGCCGUUUCUACUGCAGCUGACUCCAAAGAAGCUUCUGACAGUGGUGCAAGACCAAAAAUAAGCAGCGAUCAACCACGCAGAGUUUCAAAGCGUUUGGCGCAAAGUCGUUAUCGCCCAUAUUCCAAAAAGUCCAACAAUGCCAAGGAGACAAGCGAAUAUGUCAAAAAUGAAGAGGACCAGAAUUCUGAUGGAGAACCUCAGUUGACUUCAUUAAAGGGCUUCCAUCAAGAACCCUCCAAAACGACAUGUGUGCCAGAAGGUGGCAGUGUUACCAAACCUGGGAAGCGUUUGCAAAGCAAAAAGAAGACUGCAAUCGAAGACACAUAUCUGCCGGUGGCCCAACAUAUAAUGCAGUUACAGAAGCGAACUCCUCAACGCUUCCAUAAGCUGAGUCUCCAGGAAAGAGCCAAAGGACCGCCCAAAGGAAAAUCCCAACGACUGAGACUGACUCGGCCUCAAUCACCAAAGUUUGCUACAAGAUUGAGAAGCAGAGCUCCUGUGGUUAAGAGCAGUGCUCAAAUAGAAGCUGAAGAGGAAGAGGCGCGCAACAAGUCAAAUUUCAAGGCCCAAGAGCUGAACAAACACAUUUUGGAGAGAAGAGAACCAGUGAAAAAGCCUGCGGCGAAGGAGCCCACCAUACAAGAGGCUUUUACCAUGCAUAUUGAAAAGAGAAUCCGGCAGAGGGCUGCAAGCAAACCCAAAGACGAGUCAGAAUUCACAUUCAAGGCUAACGAACUCUCAAAAAAGAUCCUGGAAGGAGUUGUGGGAGUGCCCGAAAAGAAAGUGAAAGACUUAACUGUGGCUCAGUCACCAGCAUUCAAGCUCCCCAAGAAAGCUCGUGUGGAAGUGAAAGCUGAAGAAGUAAAACCUCGUUCGUUAAUCAAGCAUACUCCAGUUCCUCAAUUUGGCACACCAUUCCAGCCCAUGCUCCAAGAGAAGCGACAAACUGAAGUGUGUCCUUUCUCAUUUGAGCAAAGGGAGCAAGAGAAAAGGAAACUUAAAGACAUCAGGGAGCGAGAUGAGGAAGAGGUUCCAGUGUUCAAGGCUAAGCCACUGCCACACUUUGAGACAGUCAAUCUCCCUGAAAAGAAGAAGCUGGAGCCCACGAAGCCUGAGCCCUUCAGGCUUAUUGUAGAUGAACGUGGCGCAGCCAAGAAUGAACGCUGGGAGCAAAUGGUUAAAGAGGACCAGAAAAAAAUGAAGGAGGUUUCCACAUUCAAAGCCAGACCAAAUAAAGUCACCCAAAAAGACCCUUUCCAACCGAAAAAGGAGAACCGGGCUGCAGUGGGACUUGAUGCUUCUGCAGUUGUGGAGUCAUUUGAGCUGGCUACAGAGCAGCGUGCACGGGACCGUGAGGAGUAUUAUCAGUAUUUUCGUGAGCAGGAGGCCAUCGCAGCUCUCGUAGAGGAGCAACGUCGGCAGGAGGAGGAAGAAAAAGAGAAACUGGAAAUCGCCCAAAUGCGCCAGCAACAAGUCCACAAAGCACAACCGAUUCGUCACUACAAGACCGUUGAGGUAAAGAAGAGUGAUGUUCCACUUACAGUCCCGAAGUCUCCCAACUUUUCAGUCCGCUUGUAA